CGAAAAACUUCUGGUUCCUCUUCUCUUUGUCAUCUCCACCCCUCACUCAUUCAUCCAUUCCAGAGAGACAAAGGAAGAAGAAAUAUAGAUAUAUAGAGAGAGAGAAUGUGUGUAUGUAUCUUCUGCUAUUUUAUCCUAUGACUUACUGUACAGAACAUACGUCUCCCUCUCUAUGUGUGUAUUUAUAGGAUUAAUAUACUUGUACACUUACCGUAUACAUAUAUGUAGACCUUUUCAUGUGAGAGGUGUAAAAGAUUAUGUGCACGAAAAGUGUUGAUCUAACGUCACUCUUAUUUAUAUAUGUAUAUAUAUACGUGCCAGAAGAAUUGAGACUUCUUGAAUUCCUUUGUACCAGACAUCUUUCUAUUCUGUGAUACUUGCACAUUUCUCCAAACAAAUCCCAUUUCAUGAAAUCUUAGGAUUUCUGUGUUUUCUGUUUUGCAUUCAUUUGGCUCUUGAAACGCCUACUGCAGGUAGACAAAAGGGUGAAUUCUGGGAUUUUCCACUUUCGAUGAUUCCAAGAUUGUUUUUAAUGAUUUUCUGUGUCUGAAAUACUAAUAUCUUUUCAUUUCCUUUAUGGGUUUUGAAGGGUUCUUUACUUUGUGCUUGUUUUGACUUCUUUUCCAGCUUUUUAUCAAUUAAAAAGUUUGCUUAAUUCCAAAGUACUUUUCAGGGUUCAGGGUACUGUAGUACUUCUUCAACUCCAAUCCCAGAACCCUCAGUCCGAUUGGUACUCCUCAUUUUUUUUUUUUUUUUGAAAUAUCUUCCACGAUUAAAGCUUUAUCUGAAAACAUCUGAUUAAGUUCUUGAGCUCAAAGUGAAUCUUGAGACGAGAUGACUUGGAAUCACUAUGUCGUGGCUGCUGCAUUGUUUUUGGUAAAUACUUGGUAUUCUUGUGAUAGGUAAAAUCAUUUUUUCAUAUUGUUGAAAGGAUUUUCUGGAUUCAAUUUACAAAUGUCAUCGUUUUUAAGUGGAGGUGGAAGAGCUUAUAGAUUAGACCUUGCGAUUAUUAAAUCUCCAUCAACAUCUUGGACUUCAAAUUCAUCUUCUCCAUCUUCAACUCUCUCUGAAUCCAGCAAUUCCCCUCUUGCAAUCUCCACAAGAAAACCUCGAACCCCGCGAAAAAGGCCUAACCAAACAUAUAAUGAGGCUGCAGCAAUUCUUUCCACAGCAUACCCUAAAUUAUUCUCGAACAAAUUCACAAAGCCUUUCAAAUUUAACAAACCACAUAGUAAGAGCAAUGAUAUUGCAUUUCCAUACGAGCCCCCGGACUUGGUUUUAAUCGAUAAUUCUGGCUACUCGAUGCAUCUACCAAUACAAGAAAAGCCCACCUUGCCAAUUCAGUCCAAAGGUGCUAAUUCCUUCGAAAAGCCAUGCCAAAGUCCGGGAGAAAUCAAUUCUAGAGUGGAUUCGGUGGAAUUCUGCGAAGAGUUUCACGAAGAUUUCGAUGCAGAAUCCAUACUAGAUGAGGAAAUUGACGGUGGUAUUGAUAGUAUAAUGGGAAGUCCAAGGACUGAAAAUGAGUUGGUAGAUGAUUCCAAUGCUUAUAUUAGUCAAGCCAAUAAUUUUGUUUACGGUUAUCCGAUAGGCCUAGGAUUUGAAGAUGCAUUUGACUUUGGAUUUGGUGUGAAAAGUGGAGUGAGGGCAAUGAGAAAUGUUGACGAGGGAGAUUGGUGGAGGUUCCCUAGUGUAAAUGUUCUUGAUAUCAAUCCAAAAAUGGGUAAAAGUCCCACGGAAAAGAAGAAAAAGAAGGUUGAAAAGCCAUCGGAAAUCGAGUGCUCCGAAUUAGUUAAGAAGAAUACGAUUUCCAAUGGAACCAGCGAGCAGAAUUCAGCUAAUAAAGCAUCUAAAGACGAGGCAAUUCCCAAACCAAAUGCUGGGUUGCUCCUAAAAUUGAACUACGACAAAGUUUUGAAUGCGUGGUCCGAUAAGGAGUCCCCAUUUUCCGGUGAAACUCCGGGAGCCGACUCCCCCGGCAAUGAUGUUCAAGCUCGAUUAGCUCAGAUAGACUUGUUCUCUGAGAAUGGUAAUGUAAGAGAGGUUAGUGUGUUGCGCUACAAGGAAAAACGACGUUCACGUCUUUUCUCUAAAAAGAUCAGAUAUCAAGUCAGAAAAGUCAAUGCUGAUAGACGGCCUAGAAUGAAGGGACGCUUUGUUAGAAGUCCAAAUUCUCCAGACAGUGAGCAAUGAAAUGGGGGAAACACAAACAAUUUAGUCCCUUUUAGCCUAUGUUUUUGUAGUUUAAAAUUUUAGCUCUAUUUUUUUUUUUUGUUUUUGUUUAAUGCUUUGAUUCUCGUAGACAAGCAGAGUAUCCAAGAAAGGACUAGGAAGCACAAGAGUUGAAACAAAUACUUUCUAUGAUUUUUGUUAAUGUCAUCUUGAUGUUUAUCUAUAUUUGAUAGUCUUUUAGAAGAAUACCAGGUUAUUCGGUGUCAAGAAAAAAAUAUUACUGAUAAUGCGCUCGCUCGCUUUCUCUCUCU
Messenger RNA from Olea europaea var. sylvestris, 2480 nucleotides. Its product is annotated as protein CHLOROPLAST IMPORT APPARATUS 2-like. The record is from RefSeq and is a predicted model, not a curated record. Gene Ontology annotation, biological process: regulation of DNA-templated transcription. Gene Ontology annotation, molecular function: protein binding. NCBI's taxonomy places the organism in Eukaryota, Viridiplantae, Streptophyta, Magnoliopsida, Lamiales, Oleaceae. Gene Ontology annotation, cellular component: nucleus. The transcript has 3 exons. The coding region runs from base 955 to 2190 and encodes 411 amino acids.